UGACUCAUUCGCUCCCGGCCCGGCUGUCCCUCCCCCUUGGGCUCUCCCCUCGCAACACGGCGGCUCGGCUACAACAGCAACCUCAGCCCCGCGCGCACACAGCGCAGUCAGUCAGUGGCACUCACAGCACAGCAGCGGCCGCCUCCACCAGGCAUGGCACAGGGCUCUACCUCACUAUGGCUGCAGCAGCGCGACACAGCACCCUUGACAUCAUGCUCAGCGCCACAGCUGAUUGUAAUGCCAUUUUUAAAGGUCUACAGUCCAUCUUCCAAGAGCAAGAAAUGACAGAGACUAUUCAUAACUGGGGAGAUCUUGGUUAUUUAGCAACAUAUGUCAAUAAAAAUGGCAGUUUUGCCAGUCUGAGAAUAUAUCCUCAUGGGUUGGUAUUGGUUGAUGUUCAGAGUUACAAUGACAUGAAAAGAGGAGAAGAAACAGAGCAGCUUCUGAACAAGGUUGAAGAAAGAAUGAAAGAAUUGUUUAGCAAGGACAUCAAAAGGGUGAAACGGUUGCCAGCCAUUGUGAGAGGAGAUGCCAUUGAUAGAUACUGGCCCACAGCAGAUGGACGAUUAGUGGAAUAUGACAUAGAUGAAGUUGUUUAUGAUGAAGACUCUAUUUACCAGAAUAUAAAAAUUUUACAUUCUAAACAAUUUGGAAAUAUUCUUAUCCUCAGUGGGGAUGUUAAUCUCGCUGAGAGUGACCUGGCAUAUACACAAGCUAUAAUGGGCCGUGGCAAAGAAGACUACACUGACAAAGAAGUGCUUAUUCUUGGAGGUGGUGAUGGUGGAAUAUUGUAUGAAAUAGUCAAACUGAAACCAAAGAUGGUCACUAUGGUAGAGAUUGAUCAAAUGGUGAUCGACGGGUGUCGGAAAUAUAUGCGCAAAACAUGUGGAGAUGUCUUGGACAAUCUGAAUGGAGAUUGCUAUCAGGUUCUAAUAGAAGACUGUAUUCCAGUACUGAAGAGGUAUGCCAAAGAAGAAAGGAUGUUUGAUUAUGUAAUUAAUGAUUUGACCGCUGUUCCAAUCUCUACUUCUCCUGAAGAAGAUUCCACAUGGGAGUUUCUGCGGAUGAUACUGGACCUUUCAAUGAAAGUCUUGAAACCUGAUGGGAAAUAUUUUACACAGGGAAAUUGUGUCAAUCUGACUGAAGCCUUGAAUCUCUAUGAAGAACAGCUUGGCAGGUUAUAUUGUCCUGUGGAGUUCUCAAAAGAAGUUGUGUGCGUUCCUUCCUACAUGGAACUAUGGGUAUUUUACACUGUUUGGAAGAAGAGGACUGAUGUUUGAAGCUCAAGGUCCCCCUGCCACACAUGCUGCAUGAAGCAUGUAGGCUUGCCAUGUGCUAUGUCUUGGCAUCUGAAAUUUUAAAUUAUAUGCUGUAGAUGAUCUGAAACUCAGUCAUGAUAUCGACUUUGUGAAUUCUUUAAAUGUUUUUUAUUAUUAUUAUAAUUUAAAAACAAAUGAAAAAUGUAUAUUUUGAUGAGCUAGGGUGUUAUUUUUUGAAAGUUAAUGUAGAUGAACUAGCAGCAAAACCAUAGCUGCUGAAUGCACUGAAUUUCUAGAAUGUGAUCACUUUUGUUGUUUCAGGUUUGUUUUUUUUCGCUCUUCAAAAAUGAAUUUAAGAAAAGGUAAUACUAGCAUUUUAGUGUGGUCCUUUAGAUUUUGCUUCCUUCAGACAUUAACCUGUUUAAUAGGCAUGGUGCUUUAAAUAAACUUAAAUAUUUUUAAAAAAAACAAA
Molecule: messenger RNA, 1731 nt
Organism: Heteronotia binoei (common prickly gecko)
Lineage: Eukaryota; Metazoa; Chordata; Lepidosauria; Squamata; Gekkonidae
Gene: SMS
Product: spermine synthase
Exons: 11
Coding region: 177-1280 (367 amino acids)
Biological process (GO): spermine biosynthetic process
Molecular function (GO): spermine synthase activity
Source: RefSeq, a predicted model, not a curated record